AUGGACGUGUCUGAAAAUAUAGUAUCGGUAUUCUCAUAGAGUGUUGAUGAAAGAAGGCUUAUCAGGCUAGAUCAAUAACCGCAGAGAAAAGGAAAAAAGAUACAACUUAGUGAAACUUAGAAGUAAGAGAGCCAAUCAAACAAGUUAAUUUUGGAUGCAACAGAAACUCUGUCUAUAAAACAAAAGCACAUUAAGAAGAGAAACAAAAUCUAUGAAAACAAGAAAAUCAGAAAACCCUGGAGUGCUCAGGAAGAUCAUUAAUUGCAAUGUUCCAUAUCAUUAUACGGACCUAAUUGGGUUCAAAUUGCGGCUUCCAUGGUCAAUCGAAAUCCUUCAUAAUGUGCUUAGAGAUGGAAAAGAAUCAAGCCAGAAGAUGUAAAUUUUAUUAAUUAUGUUAAGUUAAAAAAAAGAAAACCCUUCACUAAAGAAGAGGAUCAACUUAUCUUGAAAUUAGUCACUAAAUACAGAAGAAAUUGGAGCAGAAUUGCUAAAUUCCUUCCUGAAAAAACGAGUAAAUAAAUACGAGAAAGGUUUAUUAAUAAACUUAAUCCACAAAUAAAAUUUGAACCUUUUACUGAAGAAGAAGAUCACAUCAUCCUCAAUGCUUAUCAAGAAAUAGGCUCAAAGUGGACCAAAAUCUAAGACCUCUUGGUUGGUAGACCUGUAAAUAUUAAUCUCUAAUUCUUUAGGAAAAUAUGAUCAAAAAUCGUUUUUACUCCUAUUUGAGGUAAAAAUACUUGAAGAUCAAGAAUCCUUAUUAUGCAAUUCCUUCAAACAAAGCCCUUAAUGACAAGGAUCAACAAUCUAAAAUUGAUAAUGUUUAACAAAUCAAAGAAGAAAAGCAACUUACAGAGUCUCUACAAUCUAUGGAAAAUUAUAAUGAUAUUCAAGAAAUUUAACCUCAAUUGCCAAUUAACUCAUAUUUUUCAAUUCCAUGCCCUAUGGUGCUUGGGAAUUUCUUUUGUAAUAAACUUCAAUUUAUCUGUAGAUCCUUAAUAUUAGUUAUAUUAAGCUCCGGUAGCCGUGGUUUACAGUCCAAUGCAGCAAGGACAAUUAAAUUAGUAACAUGGUUUGAACACUCUAUUUCAACAGCAGGCUUAUUUGGGUCACUAAGUAACCAACUCAUUAAUGUUUUUGUCAAGUUCUUGA
Paramecium octaurelia is the source of this 1149-nucleotide messenger RNA. Lineage: Eukaryota; Ciliophora; Oligohymenophorea; Peniculida; Parameciidae. The record is from the annotation of a GenBank genome assembly.